CAACUGCUUUAUCAGUCCUUUUUCCUCUCUCUCCAUGGAACCUCCUCCGCUUCUCGCCGUCGCCGGCUCCAGCGCUUAUGACUCAUCGUCGACACGUUUCCGGCCGAUUCAUCCCUUGUCGGAGAAGCUUCCAUCGGCGGUCGGAGGCGGCGCCGGUAAGCUGCGGCUGAUGUGCAGCUAUAACGGCCACAUAAUUCCAUCUCCCCACGAUAAAUCUCUUCGAUACGUCGGCGGCGAGACCCGAAUGAUCGUCAUUGAUCGGAACUCCUCUCUCUCCUUCCUCAUAAACCGUCUUUCCAAAACCCUAAUCACCGGCGGCGAAUCUUUCACUCUCAAGUAUCAACUCCCAAAUGAAGAACUUGAUUCUCUCAUUUCUGUUACCACAAAUGAAGAUCUAGAAAACAUGAUCGAUGAAUAUGACAGAAUCUCAGCCACCCAGAAAUCAUAUCGUCUCCGUCUUUUCCUCUUCACGUGUAAGAAACUAGAUUCAUGUUCAUCAAUCCGAUCCUUACUCGAGAACAAUAACAAAACAGAUGAUCAGUUUCUCACAACCCUUAAAAAAAGUAAUUCCACGAAGGAAUCCCAGGAAUCUAACAACCUAUUAGGUGAUCUUAACGAUGAAAUCGCGGCGGCGAUUGCAGCCAAUGAUAGAUCGUCGGAGAUUAAAGGGAUGAAUUUGAACAGAGCUUUCUUAGAUGAUGAAAGAUCCGAACAGGGGACAAGAAACCCAUCUCAAAUACAGACUCAUUCGCCGGCGGCGGCGACGGUGACGGCGCAACCCAAUCCGACCGGCGGGAUUGAAUUGCUUUCUCCCGAUUCUGUUUCAAGUGAGGGUAGUACUAUGGUAUACCAAGAUUCAACCUUUAUCAACAACAACAUGGUCCCAAUUGAUCAAACGUUGUUGGCUCCGACGACAGUUAACGAUUAUGGUUACCUAAAAUACAAUAAUCAGCAUCAUCAUCAUCAUCAGUUUAUUCAAAAUGGGACCAAUUAUAUUAACCAAUCCACACCUUAUUAUUCAAUAUACCCUCCUCCUCUGCCUCAACACCAAAUUAUCUAUGUUACUUCUAGGCAAACCCCAUCUUAUCUCCAACCAUCGGCUAGUUCUUCAUCUUCGGUUGGGAUUGCAAAUCUUAAUAAACCAGAAAUGUUCAUGGGUUCAACAGAAUUAGGUCUUCAAUCAUCAAUUCAGGUGUAUUCCGGGCAGCAUCAUUCACAACCUGAAUAUUCUCGUGGUCCUAUUAUGUUUCCCAAUUAUGCCAAUCAUGGUUAUGAAUAUGGUCAGUAAUUUCUGAUGUCUCAACUAUUAUAGAUGGUAAAUGUUAUGUUUUGUGCAUGAUGAUUAUAUGUAACACUUGUUAUAGCUAGCUAGCUAAAUAAAAAUGUUACAUUUUCAUGUUUUUUUUC
Molecule: messenger RNA, 1407 nt
Organism: Impatiens glandulifera
Lineage: Eukaryota; Viridiplantae; Streptophyta; Magnoliopsida; Ericales; Balsaminaceae
Exons: 2
Coding region: 35-1288 (417 amino acids)
Molecular function (GO): protein binding
Source: RefSeq, a predicted model, not a curated record